AUGAGCGACGACUAUCACGGCUGUGAAGCCGUGCGGGCCGUUGCCGAAACUUCCGAUGGUAUCUCACUGCGUGAUAAGAACCGAUUUUAUGAGAUACAAAAGUUGCUAGGAAAGAGGGACCAGGUGAGGAAUGUCAUCCUCAUCGCGGCAGGGCCAUAUCAGUUCCUUGGGCACUUCGAGUCGAAAGCCCCCAAAACAAGUGCAUUGUUUCGCAGCCUCCUUCCCUAUCAUCAGAAACUCAUCCAUGUCCGUUGGAGUGGAGAAGGACUAUGGAUACCAUUGGGUGAAAUCUAUUUUGAAGUCUCUUAUGAAAAUCACACUUCCCACCCAUCAGCUGGGCAAAUUUUGCUGUAUCCAGGUAAAAUUUCAGAGACUGAAUUCCUCUUUUGCUAUGGAGGCGUUUCAUUUGCGAGCAAGAUGGGGCCUCUUGCGGCGAACCAUUUCCUCACAGUGAAGGAAGGAAAUGAAAACUUGAGGGAACUGGGAGAGUUAGUGUUGUGGAAGGGGGCACAGGACGUGGUUUUUGAAGUAGCUGAUGAAGACAAGUAA
Molecule: messenger RNA, 549 nt
Organism: Talaromyces stipitatus ATCC 10500
Lineage: Eukaryota; Fungi; Ascomycota; Eurotiomycetes; Eurotiales; Trichocomaceae
Exons: 3
Coding region: 1-549 (182 amino acids)
Source: RefSeq, a predicted model, not a curated record